AUGGCCGAACCAGACCGCCCGCGCCGCAGUGGUCAGAGCUCAUCUAAGUCCAAACAGCCAUUCGAGGUAGCUGCCGACGAAUACCAGGCUCCCUUUCAGCUGCCACCUAAGAAGCUUGAGUCCGAGCCAACACAGCAAGAGUCAGUUGACGGAUCGUCUCUCGUCGACUUUGCCCCGUCGCCCUACUUUGACGACCAGGAAGCACGCGAGGCCAUCGAGUGGGCCCAGUCUCAACAACAAGCCGAACUCGAUGCUUCCAACGAUGCCACUGCAGCUGGCGGCGUCGAGAUCGGUUCAAGGCGUCGACGAGAUAGCCAGGUUGGUAGCUACGAUGAAGGAGGCAGCAUCUUUGAUGGUCCCGGCGCUGGCGCUGUUCCCAGUUCGGUCAGCAGUAUGCGUCACGAGAUGGCAAGGCCCGAGCUCGGUCGUCGAACCUCUCGAAGCUCCCGCCGUCGCAUCUCCAUGGAAGGCCGCUCACCACGACGUACGCGUAAGCUUUCCAGUGCUUCUGCACAGAGCGACCAGAGUGAAGCCAUCACCUUAUCCAGCGAUCGCAGCGUCUCCCCAGACUCGGUGGCCGGCCGCCGCAAGCCCGCAAGCCAGCGCAGUGGCAGCACCUACCAUCUUGGUCGCAGGAAGCGCGUUCCCGAGGAUUCCGACCUGACCGGCUCCAGCCAGCCAAAGGGCAUGCUUGGCUCCAUCCUCGCCUCGAUUCGUGGCGAUCGGGCCGACGAUGACAACGACGAUGCCCGCAGCCGCCGCUCUUUUUCUCGGCCUCUUCUCUCCCGCAGACGUUCAUCAGGCUCCGCCAUCUCCUCGCGCACUGGCAGGUCAGACGCACGCCCGGAUGAGGAUGAUCAAGACGAAGAAUACGACAACAGCCGAGGUUGGAGCGACGACGACUACGGCUUUGACGACGAAGACGACGAUGACGAUUCAUACCGAUCCUCGGACGACGAUGCGUCGAACCGGAAUGGCAUUCUUCCUUCCGCUUUCGGCCCCCUCAGUGGCGCAGUCGAUCCCGUAUUUGGCGACACGCGCUACUCAACCGACCAUCCUCCCGAGGACCAACUGGACGCCGAGCUUGCUGGUCGAGAUCUAGAAGAAGGAGUAGCCUCCGGAUUCGGCCGCUCCGAGGCCGACCUGAGACACAACUCUCAGGCACGCCUACAAAACUCGAGUGCCAGCGCUGCACAAGCGAGAAAGGAAAUGAGCUACCUUGACAAGGCCUCCAAGAGCCGACAGCAGGUCUACUUGACCGAGGAGGAUACCCUCAUCCGCUUCACCGGCUACAGGACGCUCGUAGGCAACCAGAUCAUCUACUCGAUUGUCUGCUGCUUGACACUUGGCAUUGUCUAUUUGAUCGGACGAUGGCUACCUCGCUUUCGUCUCAAGUACGUCUGCAAGGAGGUCGAGUUCGAAAAGGCCGACUUUAUCAUGGUCGAAAACCAGUGGGGAGACCUUCACAAGGAAAAAACGACAACGGUUCCAUAUGCACGCCCCCUCGCCACCGUCUUUCCGCACUCUUCUCGCGAACCACCCGCUACUCAAGCAGAGGCGCAAUCGAUGCCCACCAUCAACCUCCCGCCUGAACUGGUCAACAAAAGCAACGCACCUUCCAAGACCGCUUCUGCAAAGAGCAGCAUCAUCAACGGCGGAGUUUCUGCAAACGGCACCAACGCCACCGGCAACCCAGGCGACACGUCAGGGGCUGGCGGCCUCGGCAUGCUUUCCGGCGUUCAUACCGAGCAGCUCAUGGACCUCACCUUCUUCGAUCACCGCUACACGCGCUAUGCGCUGCAUCCACCUAGCGGUCGUUUGCGCAUGGUCAAGGAUUGGAGAGAUCCGCUGUGGACCUCGCUCGCCGCCAUCAACAACGGUAUUAGCUGGGACGCCGAGAAGGACCGCACCAUCGUGUUUGGCAAGAACGCCAUCGAGAUCCAGGCGAAAUCCACAUGGCAACUUCUCGUGGACGAGGUGCUGCAUCCUUUCUACAUGUUUCAGAUUGUCUCGAUCAUCCUGUGGUCGUUCGACAACUAUUACUACUACGCUUUUUGCAUUGCCGUCAUCUCGCUCGUCUCGAUCUUCACGACGCUCGUCGAAACGCGCCAGACGGUCAAUCGGAUGCGCGAAAUGAGUCGCUUCUCGUGCGAUGUGCGGGUGCUGCGCGACGGCAACUGGCAGGUGCUCGACUCGAAUGACUUGGUACCCGGUGAUGUGUACGAUGUGGCCGAGCCGGGUCUGCUACUGUUUCCCGCCGACAGUGUCUUGCUCAGCGGCGAUGCCAUCGUCAACGAGAGUAUGCUCACAGGCGAGAGUGUUCCCGUGAGCAAGGUGCCGCUCACCACGCCCAGCAUGGUCGGUCUUCAUGCAGCCGGUACUGAUGUGACUGCUGAUCUGGCAAAGCAUUUCCUUUUCUCUGGCACGCGCAUCAUCCGUAUUCGCGGAAGCGGUUCGACGGACGAAACCGAAGCCGGUGCAAAGGCCAUGGUGGUUCGCACCGGUUUCAAUACCACCAAAGGUGCUCUGGUUCGUAGCAUGUUGUUCCCCAAACCGAUGGGCUUCAAAUUCUACCGCGAUUCGUUCCGCUUCAUUGGCUUCCUCGCCAUGAUUGCUGGUAUUGGAUUUACCUUUGCCGCGGUCAACUUUGUCAAGAUGGGCAUUGCUUGGCACACGAUUGUUAUCCGUGCACUCGAUUUGAUCACGGUCGUUGUGCCGCCUGCUCUGCCGGCAACCAUGUCGAUUGGCAUUUCGUUUGCCAUCAAUCGUUUGCGCAAAGUUGGCAUAUUUUGCAUCUCGCCCAAUCGCGUCAUUAUUGGAGGCAAAGUGGAUGUCUUUGCAUUUGACAAGACGGGUACGUUGACCGCGGAAGGGCUCGACGUGCUCGGAACGCGCACGAUCGAUCUCAAGGCAGGUAGAUUCAGCGAACUGCACGAGACGGUUGACGAGAUGCCGGUGGGUGCGGGUGGCAAGACGGAUACGGAUGCACGCAAGAUGCCCUUGCUGUACGCGCUGGCAACGUGCCAUUCGCUGAAAGUGGUGGAUGGAGAGGUGAUCGGUGAUCCGCUCGACGUCAAGAUGUUCGAGUACACUGGCUGGACGCUGGACGAAGGCAAAGAUCGUUCGGCGAAAGCGACCACCAAGUCCGGCACAGCUAAGAACGGCAAAUCGAAGCUUACGGAACGACCCCCAGCAUUGGUGCAGACCGUCGUUCGUCCACCUGGUGGACAGGCUUUCGAGGUGCAAGACGCGAUCAAGUCUGGACGUCAUGCACAUUUUCUGGAACUCGGAGUGUUGCGCACGUUCGAGUUCGUAUCGUCGCUCCGGCGAAUGUCGGUGAUCGUUAAGCGGCUCAAAUCGCAGUCGAUGGAGGUGUUUGUCAAAGGCGCACCCGAAGUGAUGGCGGAUAUCUGCGACAAGGACACGUUCCCAGCCGAUUAUGACGACCUGCUCUCGUACUACACCAAGCACGGCUACCGUGUGAUUGCAUGCGCUGGCAAGUCGAUGGCGGGCAUGAGCUGGAUCAAGGCGCAACGCAUGCGUCGCGAGCAGGCCGAGAGUGGACUACGUUUCCUCGGACUGAUCAUCUUUGAGAACAAGUUGAAGGAUGGCAGUGCACCCGCGAUCGAGGUGCUCAAGAACGCUAACAUCGUGACCAAGAUGGUGACGGGCGACAAUCCGAGGACGGCAAUCAGCGUUGCGCGCGAGUGCGGGAUGGUGGGACAAUCGGCUCACGUGUUCAUGCCGACAUUUGUAGAGGGAGAUCAGAGAAGUGCGCGUGCUGUGAUAGAUUGGUCCAGUGUGGACGAUGAUCGGAUCAAGUUGGACGCGUAUAAUCUACAGCCCAGGGAGGUGGAUCGGCAUGUGUUGGACCUGGACGAGUUUGACUUCCAGGAUUAUCAGCUGGCGUUGACCGGGGAUGUGUUCCGGUGGAUGAUCGAUUUUGCGCCUGUAGAGACGGUGCGUCGGAUGCUGAUCAAGGGGACCAUCUUUGCGCGCAUGUCGCCAGACGAGAAGCACGAACUGGUGGAACGGCUGCAAGCGCUCAACUACUGCGUUGGCUUCUGCGGCGAUGGAGCCAACGACUGUGGUGCGCUCAAAGCAGCCGACAUUGGCAUUUCGCUUUCCGAAGCAGAGGCUUCCGUGGCGGCUCCGUUCACCUCGAAUCGUGGCGACAUCUCGUGCGUGCUCGACACCAUCGCCGAAGGCCGCGCCGCCUUGGUCACCUCGUUCAACUGCUUCAGCUACAUCUGUCUCACCUCGCUCAUCCAGUUCUCCUCGGUGCUCCUCAUGUAUUCCAUCGGAAGCUCCUUGUCCGAUGGCCAGUUUAUGCUGGCCGAUUUCUCCGCUUUGUUGUUGAGCGUCUUUUCGGCGCGCACAGGCCCGCCGUAG
This is a messenger RNA of Mycosarcoma maydis (corn smut), 4392 nucleotides long. RefSeq lists its product as uncharacterized. The record is from RefSeq and is a predicted model, not a curated record. The transcript has a single exon. Gene Ontology annotation, biological process: intracellular calcium ion homeostasis. The coding region runs from base 1 to 4392 and encodes 1463 amino acids. Gene Ontology annotation, molecular function: P-type transmembrane transporter activity; ATP hydrolysis activity; ATP binding. Lineage: Eukaryota; Fungi; Basidiomycota; Ustilaginomycetes; Ustilaginales. Gene Ontology annotation, cellular component: membrane.